Molecule: messenger RNA, 1307 nt
Organism: Ochotona princeps (American pika)
Lineage: Eukaryota; Metazoa; Chordata; Mammalia; Lagomorpha; Ochotonidae
Gene: GPR35
Product: G protein-coupled receptor 35
Exons: 3
Coding region: 199-1287 (362 amino acids)
Biological process (GO): chemokine-mediated signaling pathway; phospholipase C-activating G protein-coupled receptor signaling pathway; positive regulation of Rho protein signal transduction
Cellular component (GO): membrane
Molecular function (GO): chemokine receptor activity
Source: RefSeq, a predicted model, not a curated record
UGUCCUCCCCAGCCCGGAUCCUGGCGGCUUCCCCUCAGGGUCCUCUCCAGGCCCUCCCUUCCUGAGGCAGGCAGAGCUUCCUGCCAGGGAAGGGCUGUGCUGUGCUGCAGGUCCUGGGACUGCUCAGGCGUUGUGCUGGGCCACCGUGACACCAGGCCCUCACCCUGUGUCCCAGCUCACCCCCAUCCUACAAGAUCCAUGAGGCCACGACCUGCUGGGGGACAGCACAUCCUCCAGGAAGACCACAGAGCUCAUGAGCAGCCAGCUGGCAAGCCAAGAGCGCUGAAUAUGCAGCCGAGAUCUCCCGGCCACCCUGUCCCCCAGCCAGGAGGCCCACCUGUCCACAGCCCCGGGACCAUGAAUGACACCUGUAGCUCCGAGAAUGUGACCUGGCCAGCCUGGCUGGAGCGCGUGGUCUUCCCCAGCUACCUGGGCACACUGCUGGUGAUGGGCCUGCUGCUCAACGGGCUGGCGUUGUGGGUGUUCUGCCGCCGCAUGCAGGGCUGGACGGAGUCGCGCAUCUACAUGAGCAACCUGGCGGUGGCCGACCUGUGCCUGCUGUGCACACUGCCCUUCAUGCUGAGCUCCCUGAGCCACACUUCUGACACGCCACUGUGCCAGCUCUCCCAGGGCUUCUACCUGCUGAACAGGUACAUGAGUAUCAGCCUGAUCAUGGCCAUCGCCCUGGACCGCUACGUGGCCGUGCGGCACCCACUGCGAGCCCGCGGGCUCCGCUCCCCACGACAGGCUGCUGCUGUGUGUACCGCACUGUGGGUGCUGGUGGCCAGUUCCCUGGGGCUCCGCUGGCUCCUGGGGGUGCAGGAGGGCGGCUUCUGCUUCCGGAGCCACUCGGGACACAGCCUGCGCACCUCAACAUUCUUCUCGCUCCUGGGUUUCUACCCGCCGCUGGCCGUGCUGGCCUUCUGCUCCCUGCAGGUGACGGCCUCCCUGGCCCAGAGGCCCGCCACCGGGCCGGGGCAGACAGAGGCCACCCGCAGGGCCGCCCACAUGGUCUGGGCCAACCUGGCCGUGUUUGUGAUCUGUUUCUUGCCGCUGCACGCCGUGCUGACGGCCCAGCUGGCCACGGACCUGCAGUCCUGCGCCACCCGUGUGGCCUUCAGUCGUGCCCUCUUUAUUACCAGCAAGCUCUCGGAUGCCAACUGCUGCUUGGAUGCUGUCUGCUACUACUACAUAGCCAAGGAGUUCCAGGAGGCGUCCACACUGGGCAAGCCACUCAGCGCCAGGGCCCACAAGAGCCAGGACUCCCUGUGUGUGACCCUCACCUAGCAGCCGGGCCUCCUGCGGGG